AUCCACCUCCUUUCCGACGCAAGUGUGCAUAUUUAUUCACGCAACCAGGAGGACAAUACCACCAAGUAUCCGGAUAUUGCAAAAAGCCUGAUGACUAGUGUUCUGAGUGAGGCUAAAGUCAACGAAACUGCCUGCCAGCUUCUGCGGGAAUUAGGAGCAGACGCGUCGUCGUCGGACGCAUCCGUAACCUCCUUCAUUCUUGACUCCGAGGCUGUGGCCUGGGAUCGCGAAGCCGGCCAAAUUCUGCCAUUCCAAGUUCUGAGCACGCGAAAGCGAAAGGAUGUCCAAGAAGAGGAUGUCAAGGUUCAGGUUUGCAUCUACGCGUUCGAUUUGCUCUACCUGAAUGGCGUGUCCCUCACCGAACAACCUUUCCGACGGAGGAGAGAGCUUCUACACCAUGUCUUUCCAACAAUUCCUGGCAAGUUCAUGUUUGCCACCGCGUUAGACACAUCGGACACCGAGGAAAUCGCUCGUUUCAUGGACGAGUCCGUCAAAGGCAACUGUGAGGGUCUGAUGGUCAAAACCCUGGAAGUCGGCGCGACCUACGAAAUUGCCAAACGGUCCCAUAACUGGCUGAAGGUUCGAAUCCCUUUUUUAAACAGUUUUAGGUAUCUCGUCGUCAUUGGCGGUUUCCAUGGAAGCGGAAAACGCACAGGCAAAUAUGGUGGGUUCCUUCUGGCCUGCUAUCAUCCUGACACCGAGGAAUAUCAAACAAUUUGCAAAAUCGGGACCGGACUUAAAGACGAGGAUCUAGCGGAUCACUCUACUUUUUUCAAGGAUCACAUAAUCCCUGCUCCAAAGCCUUACUAUGUGUAUACUAAGAGUCUCGUUCCGGAUCAUUGGUUCGAACCAGUUCAGGUCUGGGAAAUCAAGGCGGCUGACAUCAGCAUCUCUCCAGCCCACAAGGCUGCAGCUGGAAUGGCCGAUCCUGAGAAGGGACUGUCUCUGCGAUUCCCUCGAUUUCUCCGUAUUCGUGAGGACAAAAAACCCGAGGACGCCACCACUGCGGUUCAGGUCUAUGAAAUGUACUGCAAUCAGGAUCAGAUAAAGAAUGCUGAGAAGCCAGAUCUCAACGAGGAAGAUUUUUACUAA
This is a messenger RNA of Dibothriocephalus latus, 1092 nucleotides long. NCBI's taxonomy places the organism in Eukaryota, Metazoa, Platyhelminthes, Cestoda, Diphyllobothriidea, Diphyllobothriidae. The record is from the annotation of a GenBank genome assembly.